Microtus oregoni (creeping vole) is the source of this 1936-nucleotide messenger RNA. RefSeq names its product tripartite motif containing 40 (gene Trim40). Gene Ontology annotation, molecular function: zinc ion binding. NCBI's taxonomy places the organism in Eukaryota, Metazoa, Chordata, Mammalia, Rodentia, Cricetidae. Bases 376 to 1122 code for a protein of 248 amino acids. The transcript is spliced from 6 exons. The record is from RefSeq and is a predicted model, not a curated record.
CUGCUGGGUGAGCCCUGCUCAUGGGUGUAUUUUCCUUUUCCUGAUAAUUCUGGGCUAAAUCGGGAUGAGUCUUUUCACCUUCUCCCCAGUUCUACUGACGUGUGUCUAUAUAUAGCUGGCAUAACUAAAGAAGAUCCACUCUUCUGCUGGCCUUCUCCCUCGGUCUGGAGACCAAGAAAAUGGCCUGAAGUUGAAAAGAAGAAGUUUGAGGUUGUGUUUCUUACAGCCCAGGCUCUGGCCUCUCUGAUCCAGGGUGGACCUGAAGUCCAGGUCUGAGUCCACUUCCUCCUGCUCAGAUCAGCUCCAAGGAGCCCUCUCAUCUGGGACUCUCUGGCCUGCAAAUGACCCAGUAGAGGGGCUGGUGACGUGGGGGCCAUGGUUCCUCUGUACAAGGACAAUGAGGAGGACAUCUGUCCCAUCUGCCUGGAUCCCGUGAAGGAGGCUGUGAGGCCAGACUGCGGCCACCUCUUCUGCCGAAUGUGCCUGACCCAGUACAUGGAUAAGGCUUCAGUCUCUGGGGUCCUCAGCUGCCCAGUCUGCAGGAAGCCCUACUCUGAGGGGGUCCUCGGGGAUGGUUAUAUCUGCUUCAGCCACCAGAAGAGGGUGUGCAUGUUCUGUGAGGCAAGCAGACAUCUCCUGUGUGUGGAAUGCCUCAAGUCCCCCGAACACCAGUCUCAUGCUGAGCUCUCCAUUGAAAAUGCCAUCAGCCACUACAAGGAAAGACUCACCCGGAGAAGCAGAAAGCUCAGAAAGGACCUGGGGGAACUUCAACGGCUGAAAGCUCAGAAAGGGGAGAUGCUGCAUGCUCCGCAGGUGGAUUGGGGGAGCUACAGGCCAGGAGCUGAGUUGCAGAGCCAAGAUCAAACCACGGAACAGCUGAAGGCCCCACCACAGCAUCGUCUGGACCACCAAGAGGACCAGCCAACGGAGGCGGUCAGGAUCUUUCACUUCUCUGAAGCAGUAACACAGCUCAGCUUCCUGGUUUCUGGACUGGAAAGGAUGGCCAAGGAAUUGGAUGCCAGAACUCUGAAGGAUGCCAGUGACUUACUGGACAGGAGUGCGCCCCAGAAAUUAGAAGGACUCCUCUCUCAUCUUCCUCCAGCUGCUCCAAACCUCAGCUAGUGCUCCUGGCGUGUUCUCUCCUGAUGCCUUAACCUCUGACGCUCGGACACAGUCUCCUUCCUAAGCCAGGCUUGAGCUGUGGCUCCUUGUGGCCAGGCAUUUCAGAUCUCCAUCACGUCCAGGGCCAUUUGAGCAAUCUCCAUGAUACCUGUGAACUGCUGGAGCACCUGCUGUCCUUGGUCUCGUGUGAGCAUCCAAGUGUCCAGACGGCACGGGUCAUCAGAGUGAGGCCCCCUCAGCGUACAGAGGUUGACAGGUUUAUUGGAGUGAUAUUUCUUCUGACUGGAUAGAGUCUCCUGUCUGUACUGUCUGCAUAGUUUGCUCAUUACAACUGCUGCAAACAGUCGCAAGGGUGAUGUCUACAGUCCUCACCCUCAUGGUCCUGUACAUGUGUAACCUUGUCCCGCGUGUGAGUGGAUUCUGUGACUUGCUUCUCAUCAAAGGGAUACAGCAGAGGUGACAAAGGUACUGGAGUGACCAUAUCUCCUUCCCCUGGACUCUUGCCAAUUGAUGCAUUCUAGAGACUUCUUGCUAAAGUUAAUGGCGCUGAGGGGAAAGACAUGUGGGCAGCUCCUAGGUUCCCAGAACAGCCUAAUGGUCCAGCUGACAGGAAUCAGGGGGCCUGGGUCUUACAGUCACAAGAGAAUGAAUUCUGCUAACACUGUAAGCAAAGCUGGAAGUAAAGUCUUCUUGUGGGAACUGGUAGUGCCCCAACUUCUUACCCUGCCAAAGUUUCCAGAAGGCCUGAAAAAUGGUAGAAAAAUUCUUUUUUCCCCCUUAUUUCUGUAUCUGUUUUUAUAAUAAACUUUCCUAU